GGUUGUGACUCUCAAAUGAGCAUGUCAGAAGUGUCCUGCAGUGAAAGCACCUCCUCUUGUCAGUCUCUAGUACAUGGCUCAGCUCCAGAAAUCCUCAUUGGCCUCCUUUAUAAUGCUACAACUGGAAGAUUAUCAGCAGAAGUGAUAAAAGGCAGCCACUUCAAAAACUUGGCAGCGAACAGACCACCCAAUACGUAUGUUAAGCUAACACUGCUGAACUCGAUGGGGCAAGAGAUGUCCAAAUGCAAAACGUCAAUCCGCCGAGGACAGCCAAACCCAGUAUACAAAGAAACUUUCGUUUUCCAAGUGGCACUGUUUCAGCUUUCAGAUGUGACGCUCAUACUGUCUGUAUAUAAUAAGCGCAGCAUGAAACGGAAAGAGAUGAUAGGGUGGAUUUCCUUAGGUCUCAACAGCUCAGGAGAAGAUGAACUCAAUCACUGGACUGAAAUGAAAGAAUCUAAAGGACAGCAAGUAUGUAGAUGGCAUACUUUACUAGAAUCGUAACGGACGAUACAAAGUGCAGUCGUGGUUUUAAGGAAGUUUGGUCUCCCAAGAAGAUGGUCAUCCCCAGUCACAAUCAUCAGAUUUGUUGUGGAAGUAAAGAACGAAAAUUGAGGUCAACAUUCCAUCGUAAAGAAUGCACAACAUGUAAAAUGGCAGGAUUUGAUAUAUAACCUUCACUUAGUGUCAGACACUUCCUUGGUGUCAGAGAAGCCUUGCUGUGCCCGGAUAUUUUAGCAGUCCCUCCCCCAUCCACCUGAUGCUGUAUUUGUUUGGGUUUGUUUUGUGGUUUUCAAUUCAGAAACAUUUUAUGUAAGGUUCUCACAAAUUAAUGUAAGCUCCUCCUUGUGUACUUUUUGUAUUGCUCUAAUAACUGUAGCUUCUGACCUGCCUGUAUUCAGAUUAAAGGUCAAUAAUUUGCACUUUGAGAAAAAGUUAAUGAUCUGUAGAGUAAAAGAAAAAAAAAAAA
This is a messenger RNA of Antrostomus carolinensis (chuck-will's-widow), 970 nucleotides long. RefSeq names its product synaptotagmin-14. The transcript has 2 exons. Lineage: Eukaryota; Metazoa; Chordata; Aves; Caprimulgiformes; Caprimulgidae. The record is from RefSeq and is a predicted model, not a curated record. Gene Ontology annotation, molecular function: phospholipid binding. The annotation marks the transcript as partial.